AUGCCAACGCCUAUACCACUACCCGCAACACACGAAACCACCAUAGCAUCAAAAAUCAAAUCUUACGCGAAUGUAACAAAAAACCAAACAGAAAAGACCGAACCCACAAUAAACGCAUCCAAGCUCCUACAAAUAAUCAAAGACCUCCUUACAACAACUCAAGAAAGUGAAGACAUCAAAAAAGACAUCAAAAAAUGCAGUCAUCACAACAGUCCUGAGAAUCAUAAACCAUCCCUACAUCCCAUGAUGAAUGACCUAAAAAUCUUAUCAUGGAACUGA
Molecule: messenger RNA, 279 nt
Organism: Macrosiphum euphorbiae (potato aphid)
Lineage: Eukaryota; Metazoa; Arthropoda; Insecta; Hemiptera; Aphididae
Source: the annotation of a GenBank genome assembly